AUGUCCACGUCGUCAAAUCUCUGGCAGUCAUCGGGAGGCGGAUGGCUGCGCCGAGCCGCCGGCUUGCUAGCUGUAACCGUCCUCCUCGUUUUGCGUCGCCUUGUGCAAGAUUACCAGCACGAGAAGAAAUACCGAUUUCCACCCAUCAGGCUCCCUGAUUUCGCGGACUCGGACAGCCUGCCGUUGAUCAAGGCUGCGGUCAAGGAGUCGCUGCGUUGGAAACCUAGCAUUGCCGAGACCGGCAUCCCUCACGCGACGGCUGAGGACGACGAAUUCGAGGGCUACCAUAUUCCCGCUGGCACUGUGGUGACCUAUAAUAACUGGGGCAUUGCCAAUGACCCCACAGAAUACGACCAGCCCUAG
Diaporthe citri is the source of this 363-nucleotide messenger RNA. RefSeq lists its product as uncharacterized. Lineage: Eukaryota; Fungi; Ascomycota; Sordariomycetes; Diaporthales; Diaporthaceae. Gene Ontology annotation, molecular function: monooxygenase activity; iron ion binding; oxidoreductase activity, acting on paired donors, with incorporation or reduction of molecular oxygen. The transcript has 3 exons. The record is from RefSeq and is a predicted model, not a curated record. Bases 1 to 363 code for a protein of 120 amino acids.